This is a messenger RNA of Mya arenaria, 2623 nucleotides long. RefSeq lists its product as uncharacterized. Bases 90 to 1250 code for a protein of 386 amino acids. NCBI's taxonomy places the organism in Eukaryota, Metazoa, Mollusca, Bivalvia, Myida, Myidae. The transcript is spliced from 13 exons. The record is from RefSeq and is a predicted model, not a curated record.
ACUUUUCGAUAACUAUCGCACGUAAUAUUACCACGGCUCGAACGUCUGUUUGUGUCUAGUCGAAGUUUUACCUGAAAGCAGACAAAACGAUGUCCACGUUUUUAUGUGUUCUGUUGCUGGGCGUUAUUCUUGUGGCCAGCGUCCAAGGAUUGACCAAGGACCAGCUCCAGCAGAUUUUGGAGAAUGGCAAAGGCGAUGUUGAUGGUAUGUUCGACGGACUAGGAAGCGCAACAGAAGACGACGUUGACGUAGAAGACAUUUUGGAACAACUUGGAUUCCAGGAGAAGACAGAUGUCGACAACGAUGAUGAUGAUGAUGAUGAAGAAGACAUGAAACGUGUUGGAUGGAAUUGGGCCUCUAGGCAACUGAAGUCCAAAAAUGUAAACAAAAAACGUGUUGGAUGGAAUUGGCCCACAAGGCGGCUGAAUUCUCAAAAGGAUAACAUGAAGCAUGCUGGAUUGAACUUGCCCGCCAGAGGAGAAAACUCUAAAACAGACAAAGACGUGGGAUGGUGGACUGGAGCUAAUGUUAACACGAAGCGUGAUGGAUCGAACUUGCUCGCCGGAGGAGAAAAAUCCAAAAAAGACGAUAGAUUAGGAUGGUGGUUUAGCCCAGGUGCACCGGCUGCUGACGAUGUGAAACCAAAGGCAACGGAAGACAUUGUAAUUGAACUGCCUGGUUUUUGGUGGAUACCUAAAGGGAACAAUGUGAAGGAUCCGGCUCCUUGGUGUCAGUCGCAUAGUUCCGGAGCUAGUUGUUGUGUUCAGAGGACGAUGCACGUACGCGGGAAGAAAUAUCACUUGAACGCUUGUGUGAACGUGGACUACCACCCUCAUGUAAAUGAGUACUCGGUCUACUUCAGUGUGAAUGGGUACUCUCUCUUCCACAAGGACACAGACCUGAACAUGAAUGAAGUGGAGGAAUGUUUCUCGGCGUCUUCGCUGGUUCCUGGUAGCAAGAUCUGCAUUAAACUGUACAAAAUCUGCACCAAACACAAGCAUAUGUGCGCCGCCCUGGAGGGCAAGGCCGUUAUCAAGGGGGUAGAGAAAAACGUCAAGCUGGACUACGGAUGUUUCCAAAUUGGUUCCGGAGACGAGAACGACGAUGCGCAGGUGCCCGAUGGCAUGGAAACAGAGGAGCAGGCAACAAAAGCUGAGAUGUUCCGAGCUCUAUCUGCUCAGCUAGAUCUGAGUGACGGGGGUGAGGAAACGAGCUCUAUCGAAGAUGACACGCUGCGUUUUGAAAAUUGAUUCCGCAGUGCCUAACAUGAAGUUAAAGUCAAAAUAUGAAAAGCCAGUUGGGACAUUCCAAUUUCUUAUUGAUACUUGUCAAUUGUUUAUUACCAAUUGUUCCUUUUGAUAAAUACGUCUGCCUUUGGUAAUACUUCUUUAUGAAAUGUUUAACGACAAUAAACAGUCAUGUGGACCCCUGGGUAAACUAUAUGCGCUCAAACGAAGCAUGUUCGUGAGAAGGGCUGAAAAAUGUCAACUGUCAUUUGCUCAUUACAAAACGCUCGAUACUAUCUGUCGAUGGCUUUUUGCUAAUUGCUCAUUGUCAAUUGCUCUGCGCAAAUAACACUUAACCAAAAGAUAAUAGACAUAAUGCCAUUUUUUUGUUCUUUGGUACUAAUAAGCACUUUUGGAAGUUUGAUAACCUUAAAAAAUCUAUUUCAGUCCAGAAAUAAACAAAGACUUCCAACGAUAUAAGUUAAAUAUCAGUUUCAAUGAUGCUUUUAAAUGGACAGAGUGGACAAUUGGAAUUGGCAAAUAGCAACAUAAGACGACACCUUUGCGUAACAUCAGAAAGUGAUAACUAUAAUGUUGUAAUAUCUUUCACAAUCGCUGUAAUAUCAACCAGUUUAAACUUAACUAAAUUGAAACUAUCAAAACAGCGUCUUGCGAAGAUGCUAGUUGCAAAAAGCAAAGAUCAAUUGAAAAAUGGCAUUCAGCAAUUGGCAUGUCCAAACCGGAUUUCUACAUACAUGUAUAUGGCAAUACUUGUUUUGUUCAUGUUAUAAUUAUCAUAAUAAAAAAACGAAACUUUGGAGCGGUGAUAUACUUUGUCAAUAUGGCUUUAUUAUUAUGCAAUACAUAUUCAAUUGAUUUGGGAAUGGACAUUCAGCAUCAUUUUGACAUGUACUGUAUGUAUACAUGUAUUUACCUUGUUUAAGAAUUUGGUUUCAAAUCAUAAUAUGUAUGUUUAAUCGAUUUCAAUAAUUAUGGUUUGUGUUUUUCCUUUCAUUUUUAAAACAACAUAACUUGUCAAAUAAAGUAUCGCAUAUCCUUCCAUACAUACAAUUGUUAUGUCUUCUUUAUUCACUCAAAUAAAAGAACUGUAAAAAAGGCUAUACCUUAUAAUAUAGUUUGUUUAUUGCUUCCCAACUGACUUAAAGAUAUGCUCCGAACAGAACUAUGUUUUGGACUGUCUAUUGGUUUUUGUUAGGAUUUUGGCAGAAUUGAGAUAUGGGUGGGUAAACCCCAAACAAACAAUUUAUUUAAUACAGCCUUAUGUUAGAUUUUAGGGCCGGUAUUCAUUACAAGUCAUUUCUUAACUUAAGUGUGUGUUUAACAAUUAUUAUACUAAUAACUUUAAUCUUAUCAAUGAAAAUAAAGUAUUUCAGAUA